AUGAUGGUAACACCGCAGCCGCGACAGUUGGAAUUAUCGUGGGAUGUAUCAUUUUGGGGACUGCCGAAAAAGCCUCCAAGGCUUAUUCCAGGGCCCUCAGGACCGCAGGGAGCACCAGGUGUUCAAGGACAACAAGGUCCCCCGGGAGCCCGAGGUUAUCCUGGACCACCAGGGGCAGCUGGGCCGCCAGGUCUGGAAGGACCACAGGGAGCACCAGGUGUUCAAGGACAACAAGGUCCCCCAGGAGCCCAAGGUUAUCCCGGACAACAAGGGGCAGCUGGAUCACCAGGAGUAGCUGGGCCACCAGGAGCACGUGGUGAUCCUGGACACCGAGGACCCCAAGGACCACCAGGAGGCCAAGGACGUCGAGGACGCCGAGGAAGACGCGGGCUUCCCGGGGUUGGUCCGCCAGGCCCUCAAGGAUUGCAAGGUGUGCAAGGAUUGCAAGGAAUCCAAGGGGUGCAAGGAGUCCAAGGACCGCCAGGAUGA
Bacidia gigantensis is the source of this 489-nucleotide messenger RNA. RefSeq lists its product as uncharacterized. The transcript is spliced from 2 exons. NCBI's taxonomy places the organism in Eukaryota, Fungi, Ascomycota, Lecanoromycetes, Lecanorales, Ramalinaceae. The record is from RefSeq and is a predicted model, not a curated record. Bases 1 to 489 code for a protein of 162 amino acids.